GGAAAAUCUCAACCUGGCGUCGUUACGCUCGCAGACCUCAAUACGCAACGAACCCAACAAGCCACCGAUCGAUGACCAACAUGACCAUGACGAGCUUCCCAAUCGAGGUGCUCGACGACCCGAAGGACCUCGCGCCGCCGGCGAGCCCGCUCAGCAUCGACUGCGACCUCGUCGAGCUCGUGCUCGCUGCCGCUGCCGAGCAGCCACCCAAGCGCGUCCACUUUGGCACCGCCACGACGUACACGUUUAACGUUGCGUAUGGCGGGAGCACAGUGCCAAAGGAAGCUGGCCCCGGCGUUGGCAUGGCACGGUACCAUUGCGACGUCGCUUGCUUCGAGCUCGGCACCUCCAAGGUCUGCAAGCGGGGCCGCGUCCGCAAGUUUGACCACAUGCAGCGCGUCGAACUUCUCAAGAAGGCGCACUACAGCGGCCGCGAUAUUGCAGACUUUUGCAUGGAGGCCAUCGAAGUGCGCAAGUCGCGCGCCGAGACGGCGGCCGAGCUCCGGCGCAAGCGCAAGCGCGUCGCAACACCUUGCGAUGCGCCGCAACCCAAGCGCCUGACGCCAGACGCUUGCUGAGUGACGAUACCAGGAUGCACAAAACGAGUUAUUUAUUGAUUGCCAUGACGCAGUAUUAACUUAUGCCCAUAACACGUAAGAAGCACUGUUUAUAGUCCA
Saprolegnia parasitica CBS 223.65 is the source of this 677-nucleotide messenger RNA. RefSeq lists its product as hypothetical. The coding region runs from base 72 to 578 and encodes 168 amino acids. The record is from RefSeq and is a predicted model, not a curated record. NCBI's taxonomy places the organism in Eukaryota, Oomycota, Saprolegniomycetes, Saprolegniales, Saprolegniaceae. The transcript has a single exon.